Prunus armeniaca (apricot) is the source of this 579-nucleotide messenger RNA. NCBI's taxonomy places the organism in Eukaryota, Viridiplantae, Streptophyta, Magnoliopsida, Rosales, Rosaceae. The record is from the annotation of a GenBank genome assembly.
AUGCUCCUACGUGGCACAAUCUCCGCUCCCCUCUCUUGUCUCCGCCUCAGAAGCACCACCACCUCCCCUCCCCCUUUAAACGUCUCCGUUUCGCGGCGCACUUCAACCACCACCAACAAUUACUCAAUCUCCGACCAAGACCUGGACUCCCGAGGCUUCCUCCUCCACCGCACGAUCGCGGAGCUCAACCUGGACCACCUCAACAAGGUCUUCGUGGCGGUCGGGUUUCCGAAGCGUGAUCCGGAUAAGAUCCGAACGGCGCUGGAGCACACCGACGCGCUGCUGUGGAUGGAGUACAGGAAGACGAAGAGGCCUGUGGCGUUCGCUAGGGCGACAGGGGACGGCGUUUUCAACGCGAUCAUAUGGGACGUGGUGGUGGACCCCUCGUUUCAGGGGCUGGGGCUGGGGAAGGCGGUGAUGGAGAGGUUGGUGGAGGAGCUGGUGGCGAAAGGGAUUUGUAAUAUUGCUUUGUAUUCGGAGCCCCGGGUUCUCGGGUUUUACAGGCCCUUGGGCUUUGUGGCGGAUCCGGAUGGGAUCCGGGGAAUGGUGUACUCCAGAAAACCCAAAAGGAAGACAUAA